CGUCUUUAUCAAAACACCACCACUCACACCCCUACAGAGGGAAAGUGAGGAAUCGCAAUCAUGGCAGAAGGAAAUGGAGUCACGACUCUGCCGGCGACGCUGGAGCAGGCAUCGCGAGCGCCAGCACCACCACCGCCGCCGCCGAUCCAACGAGAACAGCGCGAGAAGAAGGAAUCCCUCAAAAAACGCGAGAGCAUGGGCCUGGGCGCUUUUGAGGACAAGAAGUCGACUUCGAGUUUGGGAAAGAGGAAAGCGAGCACCAAGCAGCACACAUAUCCAUCUCCCAUGCGAUUCAGCGUACCACCACCCAAAGCAGAAGCAUUCGAAGAGCCGAAAGAAGACUCGAUGGUCUCGCACGAGCCUGUUCCUCUCACCAUGCCCGACUCUGAUCGACAACUGUACAAGCCCAUCGAUCUUGCCGAAAACAAGAGAGGCUAUCGAUACUCAAGAGCCAUUGCAGACCCGACAUUCCCGCACAAGCAAUUCUACCGAUCAACUUCUCCUCCUCCUCAUUACGCGCGAUUGAGCUUUGAAGAUGCCGACAAGUGGAUGCACUUUACCACCAAUGCCCUUGUCACCACCAAUGAGAAGGGCUGGCGUAUGGUCAGAUCAAACGUGUGUGCCAGAGAAGGCACUCUAUAUUAUGAGAUCAAGGUGCAUCGAGGCGUGCCGCCUGAAGGUCCUGAUCCAGCCGCGAACGGGCCCGAGCCUCAUGUGCGCUUCGGCUGGGCUAGACGAGAAGCUCCGCUGGACGCACCGGUAGGCUUCGAUGGAUACAGCUACGGUAUCACGGACAUUAGAUUUGAGACCAUGCAUCGCAGCAGACCGGGCAAGUUCUACAACCCCAAGAAGGCCAAAUCUAAGGCCGCUGCAAAGAAUGGCCCCACGCCACUCGUACUUGCGCCUGAAGAUCAGCACGUCAAAGAAGGCGACGUGAUUGGAGUUGAAAUCCAGCUUCCCUCACUUUCUUUGCACCGCAAAGUGGUCGACGGCAUAUAUAACCACGCCGUUGACUCUGGCGAUGGCUUCGAUCAGGGCUCACAUCAAGACGCCGACACGCAACCCAUGGACAUCAUUCGCGAUCGCAUACCAGUCGCGUACAAAGGUAACAGCUAUUUUGAAGUACUUGACCACGUCGCGUCAAAACCGAUGGAGAUAUACGCCGAUAGAACGACGAAUCUCAACCACCUACCUACAAACGGACCAAGCUCGAAUAAAGAAAGCAUCAAGACAGCACCAAAUCCUCACAACGAAUAUCCUGCUUUACGAACUCUGCCACAUAGUGCCAUUAGGGUCUACAAAAACGGCAAAUUGAUCGGCGUCGCUUUUGAAAACCUCUUGGCGUUCUUACCCCCUGCAAGUGCUCCAAGCAAGACGAUGGGUGCCCGAGAGGGUUUCGACGAUGGACUCACGGGAUAUUUUCCAGCAGUUUCUUGCUUCUUCGGCGGAAUAGUAGAAGUCAAUUUUGGAGACUCUGCCAACGGUUUCUGGUGUCCGCCUGCUCAUCUUCGAAAUACACGCGACACGACUUCAGCGGCAGCAGCAGGUCAGGGACCAGACAUAGAUAUGCCCGAUGCGGGCGCUGAUGCGAGCGGGAGAAAGAAUGGAUGGAAUCCUGGGAGGCAAUUGAGAGGGGUGGGAGAGAGGUAUAAAGAGCAGAUUGCCGAAGAUAUCAUCUGGGAUCUGAUCGACGAGGCGGAUUUCUUCGUACAAGAUGGUGGAUAUGACGGUGUGGUGGGGAGUGGAGCGGUAAAUGGAGAUGAGAGAGGUGCCCCAUCUUCUGUUGUCAAAGGUAGCAGAUUAAAAGAGGAGGAUUGAAGCAGACUGUAAUUCCAAGUGCAAAGCUUGGUCCUCCCAUCCCUUCCAAUACUAUUGUUCCUGGACACGGCAUGAGUCUACCCGACAUUAUUCGCAGAGGAAUCAAUCGAAUAGUUAGCCUUGUAUCGGAUCUGAUACUGAUGAGAGACCGUGAAAGAAGAUUGACAAUUUUGAUGCUCGUAGGAGGGUGAGAAGGUCUUGAUACUCUACAAAAUUUGGACUUACAGGAGGCAUGCUUGUGCUACUCCAUAUACCUUGGGACUGACUGACCUUUGUUGCAGACCGCAGCCAACUCUUUGCGCUGGUCAAUUGUGGUGCCGAUGAAUCGGUUUCUACAUUUCCAUAUUCACAGAUGAUGCAGGCUAUGGAAGCUCCAUGGCUGACCUAGUCAUCUCAACCAUACCCACAUGGACCGGAACCUCGCCGACACUGUCAUUUGAUAACACUGUCGAUGCCUUCGCAGCUGCUGGAUCUCGACACUAGCAAUGAGAGGCCUUUGGCACAGACGGCUGCGAUUCUUGGGGCUACCUUCGUCUCGGUCGGCAAACCAGGAGAGGUAACUGGUACAUUCCAAGGGGUAUAUUGCAGCUGUGCGGCUGACUUGUAGGCAAAGCCCCAGGAAGUGGUGCGCAAGUCCUUUGGGCACGCUGAAGAAGAUGGGAUUUCUUCUGAAGGGAAUGUAUUUCAGGGCUCAUUGGGUCAAA
Messenger RNA from Sphaerulina musiva SO2202, 2522 nucleotides. RefSeq lists its product as uncharacterized. The transcript has 2 exons. Gene Ontology annotation, cellular component: Set1C/COMPASS complex. NCBI's taxonomy places the organism in Eukaryota, Fungi, Ascomycota, Dothideomycetes, Mycosphaerellales, Mycosphaerellaceae. The coding region runs from base 61 to 1818 and encodes 585 amino acids. Gene Ontology annotation, molecular function: transcription cis-regulatory region binding; protein binding. The record is from RefSeq and is a predicted model, not a curated record.